AUGGUUUUAGAAUCACUUCAUGGAGGAGUACUGUUCGACGAGGAAAAUAGUGGAAACCUUGGUAAAGACAGAUCCCGAUCCAAUACAGUACUCACUAACGCGCCUGAACAUCAUGCGACAGUGUCUGAUGACAAGUUAAAAGCAGAACUGUCAAGGAGACAACGAGGCGUCUAUUUAAUAAGUUUAUCAUUGGGUUUGAUAUUAGCAUGUAUUAUUAUGUGUAUCUCAAUACCGGUCACAGUGGUGGUUGUCAAAAGUAUUGAAGAUACUCGAUUGCUGAACGUGAGAGCUGGUGUCACGCAGAUUGGUAUUACAGCCUUUUUAACGAUAAAACGACAAAUAGAAUUGUCCAUGAGUAGUUUGAUCUCUAUUGCACAAGUGGUAUAUGCAUGGAAUUAUAAUGUGACAGAUAGUGGGUUUAAUGAGAUGGGUUCACGAUUGAGUGAGCUUUAUCCAGAAUUGGCUCAGUUCGAAUUGGAAUAUGGAUUACGUCUUUCAUAUGUUUAUCCUUAUAAUCCAUCAAUUAUUGGAAAGAUUGUUGGAUCUGAACCAGAACAUUACAAUGCAAUUCAAAGAGCAAUUGCUGACGAAUCAAUUACAAUUUUUGGACCUGUUUGGAUUAAGAGAUUGGCAUCUGCCUCUCUGAUAACUCAAUUUCCAAUAUUCUUUCCGAAUGGCACGUUUUGGGGAUUGUCUUCAUCACUAAUUUCCUUUGACACCUUGUUCAAAAGGAUUGGUCUCUAUAACAUUCUUUCUGGAUAUGAAUAUCAAUUAUAUGACAAUGCACAACAGAGAAUCUUUUUAGAAUCUCGAUUUGGAACGAAUCAAACAGUCAAUGGAAUUACUAACAAUUUGACCAUGAUUACAGAUCCUGUGAUUGUCAAUCAGACUGUUCUCAACAGCGAAUAUCAACUAUUUUUGAAACCUCUCAAAGGUUGGCAACUUGAUGACAUCUUUUGGGUUGAAUUGACAUUCGCUAUUGUAUUGAAUAUUAUAUUGUUCCUAGUGGUGAUUUUGGGUGUUUUCCAAAUUGUUCAAGACUAUUUUAGAAAGCGAGAAUAUCAGGUGAUUCAAAACAAGUUGGAAAUCAAAGUUUCAGAAAGAACUAGAGACUUGGCUCACAGUCACAAUCAAUUGUCUCUCUUAUUGGAUAAAAUUUCUUUAGAAGAACAGAGAACGAGAAAGAUCUUGAACACCAUUGAUGAUGCAGUUGUGACCAUAACUUCUGAAGGUCUAGUCAUUCAUUACAACAACUCAUUCUUGAACAUGUUUUCUCUGAAGGAAAUAGAUAUUAGAAAGGCGGAAAGAACAACAACUACCAUUAAUACGUUAUUACCAAAAAUGAACACAAAAGAAAUUUUCGAAAAGCAUAAUGAAGAUGAUUCCAUUACCAACUUUGAAACUAUUGGAGUGAGCAAGGCAGGAAUUGAGUUUAACAUUCGUAUCUCUGUGAACUUUUGUAAAAUGUUGAAAAGUGAAGUUGUGAAAGGUUCAAGUAUUGUCACCAGUAACGAACAAGAACGAGUGGCUGUCUUACUUAUUCACAGCAAUGCAGACCGAUCUGUGCUCUUGAAGAAUUUGAAAGAAAAAGAAAAGCAAUAUAAUCUGCUUAUCGAGAAAAUGGAAUUUAAAGAAAUGUUUGACAAUCACGAAAGAAGAAAUCAAUUCAAAGAAUUUUGUGCAAAGGAGCACAACGAUGAAUCCAUCUUGUUCUUGGAAGAUGUACAACUCUACAAAUCACUCGUCAACAAUUUACAACAACGAAGCGAGUUGCAACAUGAAAUUUACAACAAAUAUCUUUCUACUUCAGCUCCAAAGCAACUGAAUAUCUCCAGUGAAGAGUUAGAAACGUAUGGAUUUAAGGUAAAGAGUGGUAUUGGUCAAAUUGAUCUUUUUGAUGGCUUAGAAAAAGUGAUUAUCAACAAUAUUAUUUUCGACAGUUUCAAGAGAUGGACGAUGCAGCAACCAAAAGACAAUGCUUCCAGCACAACCGAGUCGUUGACUUCAGAUCAAAAAAUUUCGUUGGCAAGAAUUAAUGGAAUGUAA
This is a messenger RNA of Naegleria lovaniensis, 2046 nucleotides long. RefSeq lists its product as uncharacterized. The coding region runs from base 1 to 2046 and encodes 681 amino acids. The transcript has a single exon. The record is from RefSeq and is a predicted model, not a curated record. Lineage: Eukaryota; Heterolobosea; Eutetramitea; Acrasida; Naegleriidae.